Messenger RNA from Plutella xylostella (diamondback moth), 2313 nucleotides. The record is from RefSeq and is a predicted model, not a curated record. Lineage: Eukaryota; Metazoa; Arthropoda; Insecta; Lepidoptera; Plutellidae.
CGCGAGUGAAUGCUCGUGCCCCACCACGCUGCGCCUGCGCCGCGCGCCGCUCACCACACCACACUUCCACCUAGACCGGCACACACCGCGCGCGCUCGCACUAACAGUACCUACUCUCUUGUGAACAAACUGUGAUGGAGAAGGAGCACCAGCCAGACUCGAUGGCCACCAUGACCAUGAAGCCGGACUACCCCCCGUCGGAGGUCUACAGCGCCUCCGAACCACCACCGGCGUACAGACACCGCGGGUCCACAUCCGUGCAGAUCGCGCGCAUCGUGGCCCUCACCGUGGUGGCGUCGUCCUUCAUCCUGGGCUCGUUCAUCCUGGCCUCCAGCUGGGUGUCCGCGAGGUCCUCCUGCCAUCAGCUCGAGCAGCUCGAUGCCAUGCUAGAGAAGGAGCUGGCUCUCGAGGGCAGGGCCUACGGGAAUGAUGCGCUGUUGGCCGACGAGCCGCUGCCCAUCGGCAAUGCGCACGCGCUGCGCUCCGCCCCACUGCCGCUGGAGACCGCACCGCCCCGCGCCCCCGCCCCCUCCCCCGCCAGCCAGGUCAAGGAGGACGCCCUGCACCAGGCAGAGUCCAAGCUUGACGAGGAAAAACUACAGAAGAUCGACGACACCCCGUCUAAGACCGACGCCUCGGACAGCGACGAGAGCUCGGAGUCCGACGGUUCCUCCGAGGAUGAGGAUGAGCUGGACCGCCCCGUCAUCAAGCUGCCCAUCCAGUUCGACCUGGACGAGCUCGCCGGCGCCUUCCUCUCCAGCAGCCAGAAGGGUCGCAUGAACUGCGUUGUGGAGCGCCGCAACGAAGAGCCCAUGGAGCGCCGCUUCCCCUUCAACAUCCUCGGAGCCUUCGCGCCGAGGGCGUCCCACGCCGAGCGCGUCGCCAUCAUCUGCCACGGAGGAGAUGAGCCCAGAUCCGCCUUCCCCGAGCCCCAGUCGCAAGUGUUCGCCUUCCCGCUGACCGGGCCGGUGCGCCUGCCCCUGCGCCCGCAGCCCGCGCCGCCCGCGCGCCCCGCCUUCCCGCCCAUGCAGCACCGCAACAUGCCCUUCCCUCUGCCCAUGCCCUGGGACUCGUCCGAGGAGCAGCAGCAGGGCGGCAACCCGCGCGAGAUGCGCAUCCACGUGCAGCGCGUCAUCGCCAUCCCCGCGCCCCACAACAUGCCACCCCGCGACAUGCCGCCCCGCGACGACGGCAUGAGCUCCUUCGCGCCCCCGCCGCCGCCCCCACAGCACGAACAGAAUGAGAACGCCGGCCCCCAGAUGCACCAGUUCGUCCCCCAGCCAGCCCCCGUCCAGGACAUGGAGCAACCCGAGCAGCUGCCGAAGAUGUCAACCAACGUGAACAUGGGCCUCCCGUGGGGCCUGACACCCGAGGACCUGCGCCUCAUCCAGCGCACGGCGGACGACGCGCUGGCCGGCCAGCGCCGCGAGCAGAUCGACAACGACAUGCAGGAGGUUGGUGGCAUGGUGAAGACCAUCGUGAGCCAGCUGGCGGCGGCGGAGGCCGAGGCUGAAGCUGAGGAGCAGCGCCAGCCGCGUAUGGAGGAGCACCGCACGCUGCUGCUGCCGCAACAGAUGCCGCAGCAGAUGCCGCAGCAGAUGCAGCAACAGAUGCCGCAACAGAUGCCGCAGCAGAUGCAGGAGGACGAGCCGAGGCCACACUUUGUGCAGCCCCGCUCUGUGCGCAGCGCAGACUUCGCCCCCAGCAAGAGGAUCAAGCGCAGCCUGUCCUGCAACUGUCAGUAGACCGCCAGACGGUCGCAGUGUAACAUAAACUAUCAUUAGAGGACACACACUUAUAACUAACACGUCUCUGUAAAUAAAGUUGUUAAUACCUAAGCCUCAAACGGUCUCUAAUUACCAUUUAUUAUAAAAUUCGUUACAAAGGUGGCUGGUUCUAUAAAAAAUAUACAUAGUGAUUGUUGAAAGAUUUUAAUUAUAUUCUGUAGUUUUGAUUUGUAUAGAUUAUUGUCUAUUUCGUAAUAGUUUUGUUUGUGUUUAAUAAAGGUCUUCGUUUCAUACGCGGCGCACAAUAAUGUAAGAAGUAUUAGUAGUGAUUAGCGCUAGGUCGGAAAUGCAAUAAUAUAUCACAUCACACAAGUAACUUAUUGUCACACAGUGCUUGCAUUUAGAUGACAGACGAAAUAAAUUAGCCUGCAUUUAGUGUGUCGUGCAGGGCGCUACAACUCUGUGAAUCCUUCCUACUCGAGACUUUUGAAAUUUUAUUAAGUAUUAUUAUAGCUGUAAUGAGAGUUAAUAUACCUGUAUCAUUCCAGACAUUGUGAUCCUAAAUUAAAUUUUUUAUUAGUUUUAA